Danaus chrysippus (African queen) is the source of this 276-nucleotide messenger RNA. The record is from the annotation of a GenBank genome assembly. NCBI's taxonomy places the organism in Eukaryota, Metazoa, Arthropoda, Insecta, Lepidoptera, Nymphalidae.
UUGUAUGCGUUUAUCCGUUCUCAAGCAGGAUUCGGACGUAAAGCGAACGGUGACACAGCGCUAAAAAUAGAGCUGAGAGACUCAGGGCCGGGCGCAGCGAUGCGACCGGGUGCAGGCAGACCUGUCCCUUCGCCCCCCUCGCGUUCCUUCGUCAUCCCGAUGUUACCUUACGGCCAUCUUGUUACUUUACGGAGCAUAGCGGACAACAACUUAAGACUAGCUGGCAAGGACAUUGAGGUCGAACUACAAAUUCCUUUGAAGGCUGCAGCUUUCUAA